AUGCCAGUGACUAGGUCACAGAAAAAUACUCCUCUCCGGCCCCCGUCGGUGCCCUCUACAAGGCAUACGGCGACUGUAAGCGCAAAUAUUGAACGGCCGGGAGGUUCCUGCGCAUCGGCAAUUUCGCAAAACACGCAUCGUGCUACAUCGACAGAAGUGGCGACCGCAAGAACGGCAAUGUCCGCUAUAUCCGGACCAAUGAACAUGGGUGCCGUACGACGACAGGCGACUGAGCAAGGGAGCUCACGAAAUAUGGCGUUAAUGUCCGGUGUAACUACAGCCGAGGCAUUAACGAGACAAAGCUGCCGUUCAAAGUCUGUGAAGUCGACAAGCUCGUCUGUGAGAAGACGCGAGUUAUUGGCCAAAGAAAGAUUGGCUCAGGCGGAAGUUAAUCUAGCUCGCAUAGAGUUAGAGCGCAUACAAUGCGAGGAGGAGGAAUGUUCGGCUGAGGAACCGGGCGAUAAUAUGUCCCGGGUUGAAGAUUGGUUGCAUACGUCGCAACAAGGCGAUUGCCAAGAAGAAAUAAAGCCGUGUAAUAAAUAUUCCCCUCAAGAAAAUGAAGCCGCCGAGCAAGAAUGCAGUUCGACAAAGAAAAUUACGUCGGAAGUAGAAGCUCUCACAAUCGCUUUAAAGGAAGCAAUGUCUACAAGAGAAGGUUCAUCUGCGCAGCCAAAAUUUAUUUAUGAAUUGCCUUUUUUUGACGGCAACAUCGAAGAAUGGCUGGCCUUUAAAGUUAUGUAUGAAGACACCGCUUUUAUGUUCAGCAGUGUACAAAAUAUGGCGCGGCUGAGACGGGCAAUUAAGGGCAACGCUAAAGAAGCGAUUAAAAGUCUAUUAUUCUCAGACACAGGCCCAGACGAAGUUAUGCGAGCCCUCGGCCGGAGGUAUGGUCGUCCAGAUGCUUUAGUUAUGGCGGAGUUAGACAAAAUAAGGUCGCUCCAACGUAUAAGUGAAAACCCGAGCGAUAUAUGUGCGUUCGCAAAUCAAAUAAAUAAUAGCGUCGCUACAAUAAGAGGUCUGAAAAAGCCAUAUUAUCUUCGAUCACCUGAAAUGUCAAGGCAAAUUCUCGACAAGUUGCCGUCUGUUUUAAAGUUUAGAUGGUACGAUUACGCGGCAAAAAUAGACGAAGACGAUUGCUCGGACCUCGAGUCGAUAUCUACGUUCCUGAAUAACGAGGCAGACAAAUGUGGGGCCUUUGCCACUGUAAAUCUAAAAAGCGGCUACAGAAGAAACACGAGAAGUUUAGUGAACUCUACACGUCAACUAGAUCAAAGCGAGCCACAAACGAAAGAAAUUAAAUGUCCAUUGUGCCAAGGCAAUCAUUUUCUUGUGGCUUGUCAAAACUUUAGGGACAAGUCCACACAAGAUAGAUGGGUAACGGUUAAAAGUAUAGCCGUUUGUUUUAAAUGUCUUCGUCAUAAAUUUACGAAAGGUUAUUGUCGCAGUCCGCCGUGCAAGAUAUGCAGGCGAGGACACCACACAAUGUUACAUUAUAAAAGAAGCGAACGUUUGAAUAAUGAGCAAGCCUCGUCACAAGAAGUUACAAUCGAGGCGCAACAAGUCAACACGGUACAAGCCCAGAAAGCCUAUCUUAAGAUGAUCCGUGUUGAAGUAUUUGGAAGUAAAGGGUCUAAGAAAAUAAUGGCGCUUUUAGACGAAGGCUCUACAGUGUCUUUGUUGAACGCCGAUGUGUCUCAUGAAAUUGGUUUAUCAGGCCGCACGGAAAGUCUUGUUUUGGAAACCGUAGGCGGCAAACGCAUAAUUGAGACCGAUUCUCAGAAAAUUAACUUAAAGAUAAAAGGAAUUCACCAAAACAAAACGAGGGUUUUACAAGGCGUGCGUACUGUGCAAAAUCUCAAGCUUGCGUCACAGUUAUUAGAGAAGAAAAGGCUUGAAAAUUAUUCCCAUCUGAGGGAAAUUAGCGACACAUUGUAUUAUGAAGAAGAACCACCUCAGCUUCUUAUAGGACAAGAUAACUGGGAGUUUAUUAUCUCUCGGGAGGUCAGGAAAGGAAAGCCCGGACAGCCUGUCGCAUCAUUGACAGAGCUCGGAUGGGUACUACAUGGGUUGGACAAGGGCAACGGAAAAUGUGCAGGCUCCUCAGAGAAGUGUACACACUUAGUUGACGACGGGAUUCUUGCCACUAAUGCAUACUCCGCAACAGAGGCUAUCCAUAUGAAGAAGAAAAAUCCGAGUGUUACAGACUCGGAUGAGAAAACUUUGGCGCUUGUGAAUAACACGCAACAUCGGGAUGAGCAAUUUGAAUACCUCCUGAAGAAGGAUAUAAAUGAAAAUAAGCGCAACAAGACGUCCGUCAAAAAUAAAUCACGUAUUAACAUUGAAAAAACUACGGCGCUUGUGAAAACUAAGAACAAGCGAUUGACGGACGGACAAAGUGAACGCCUCUUAAUAAGAAAUCAAAAUGGAGUUAUGUUAAAUUCGUCCGACAAAAAUAUUACAAGCAGGAAGAAAAUUAUCAGAAAACAGACAAAGCAAAUGAAAACAGCAUUCGAAAAGAAGGAUGAUAAAAUAUCGACUCUACCAAGGAAAUCGUCGCAUGACUCCCAGCAUUCAUCUCGUUGGAAAUGGAAUUGGCGAACGAAACAAAGACUGGGUACACCACCGGAAAACAAGUGUAUCUCAGGGUCAACACAAGCCACAAGUUGCCGUGUUCAAGGCAAUGUGAAAAAAUGGCCAACGAGAACGUACCGAGAAAAUUGUCUUGCUGGGAUAACAUACUAA
Messenger RNA from Papilio xuthus (Asian swallowtail), 2742 nucleotides. RefSeq lists its product as uncharacterized. The transcript has a single exon. The record is from RefSeq and is a predicted model, not a curated record. The coding region runs from base 1 to 2742 and encodes 913 amino acids. NCBI's taxonomy places the organism in Eukaryota, Metazoa, Arthropoda, Insecta, Lepidoptera, Papilionidae.